AUGGACCCGACACAGGACCCGAAUUUCAGGCCUCCCUCCACGCACCCGCCCGUGGAGCCCACAGUUUCGUCCACCCUUAUUCCGAACAGACGGCCCAUACAGCCAUACGUCCUUGCCGACUACCUGGAACCAAUCGACCAACCUAUAGAGCACACGAGCGUUUCCAGCGAGCCACCAGCGUCAGGCAACAACAACUACCCAAACGCCAAGUUCUCAAUUGAGACCGUUACCAGAUCUAGCUCUCCGAGCUCCAUCAAGCACAAAAUCCCCAAGUCCCGAACCGAACUUCAGCCGUUCAGUUCCAGCGAGGAGGAAGAGGAAUCCGCCACGCCGGACCAGAGCGCUUAUCCGCCGCUGGAGGAGAACCGCACGGGCUCCUUCUCCAGCACCAACCUGCCCCGGGUGCACUCAUUCCAGAUCGCAGAUCUCGAGGAAGUUCCGCACGGUAUACAGCGACAGUCUAAGAGCCUUGAAGACUACAAGUUCCCUACACACCGUUUGAAAGCACGAUUAUCCGAGCCAAACAAGUAUCCUCUCGUGAUUGUGGCGUGCGGUUCGUUUUCGCCGAUCACAUACUUGCAUCUGCGGAUGUUCGAAAUGGCCCUGGAUGCCGUCAGAGAGUAUACCAGGUUCGAGGUCAUCGGAGGGUAUUAUUCUCCGGUUUCGGACAAUUACAAGAAACCGGGCCUUGCACCGUCCCAUCACCGGGUGCGCAUGUGUGAGCUUGGCUGCGAGCGCACCUCCUCGUGGCUGAUGGUCGACGCCUGGGAGUCUCUGCAGCCCAAGUACACGCGAACAGCGUUGGUGCUGGACCAUUUCAACGAGGAAAUCAACAUCAAGAGGGGCGGGGUGUACAAGUACAAGAGCAGCACAGAGAAAACAGGCGUCAAGAUCAUGCUGCUUGCUGGCGGAGACCUGAUAGAGUCCAUGGGCGAGCCAAAUGUGUGGGCAGAUCAGGAUCUGCACCAUAUUCUUGGUAACUACGGAUGUCUCAUUGUUGAGCGCACGGGGUCGGACGUGAGGUCCUUCUUGCUCAGUCACGACAUCAUGUACGAACAUCGCAAGAACAUUCUGGUGAUCAAGCAACUGAUUUACAAUGAUAUCAGCUCGACUAAGGUUCGACUGUUUUUGAGAAGAAAUAUGAGCGUCCAGUACUUAUUGCCCAACUCCGUGAUCCGGUACAUCCAGGAACACAAACUGUAUGUGAACGACAGCGAGCCGGUGAAGCAGGUGAUGGAGCCCAAAGACUGA
Molecule: messenger RNA, 1251 nt
Organism: Ogataea angusta
Lineage: Eukaryota; Fungi; Ascomycota; Pichiomycetes; Pichiales; Pichiaceae
Exons: 1
Coding region: 1-1251 (416 amino acids)
Biological process (GO): NAD+ biosynthetic process
Molecular function (GO): nicotinamide-nucleotide adenylyltransferase activity; nicotinate-nucleotide adenylyltransferase activity
Source: RefSeq, a predicted model, not a curated record